This is a messenger RNA of Sinocyclocheilus grahami, 1251 nucleotides long. RefSeq names its product 39S ribosomal protein L28, mitochondrial-like. The transcript is spliced from 6 exons. Lineage: Eukaryota; Metazoa; Chordata; Actinopteri; Cypriniformes; Cyprinidae. Gene Ontology annotation, cellular component: mitochondrial large ribosomal subunit. The record is from RefSeq and is a predicted model, not a curated record. The coding region runs from base 334 to 1098 and encodes 254 amino acids. Gene Ontology annotation, molecular function: structural constituent of ribosome.
GGCAGAGUGGUUCAAUUCCACCUUUCGGGCGCAUGAGAAGUAGGCUGAGGAGGAGAUAUGCGACACAACUAGCUUUUUAACAAAUUACUAUUAAAAUCUGAACUAUUUUAGACCCCCUCGAGAACAUUACUACUGUUAAACCCCCGGAAGCUCGGCCGUGCAAACAACCAAUCAGCGCAGUAAGCGCUGGUGUCUGUCACAGGAAAGGACGUGUGGUGCCCUUGGGUAGCUUUACAGCGUGUGCUGACUGAGAGGCUAGCAGGCUAACACUGAUCAUGUAAACUUAAAUGAAACAUCUUCUGUUCGCGUUAUUCCCCGGUUUUGUCCAAUAAAAUGCCUCUACACAAGUAUCCACCAAAAAUCUGGGAGGUCCUGAAGCUGCAGAAGGGCAUCUACGCCCGUUUACCCCAGCACUACCUGCGCUCUCUGCAGGACACCACCCCUCCUACUCCUGUGCACUGGAAACCACUGGGUGUCAAAUACAGACUCGAUCCUAAAACUGGACACCGAGAGCGAGUCCAGGAUGUGCCUGUGCCUGUUUAUUAUCCGCCAGAAUCACAGGACGGACUCUGGGGUGGAGAAGGCUGGAUAUCUGGCUUUAGAUAUGCCAAAGAUGACAAGCUUUCUACAAGACUGCGCAAAACCUGGAAGCCGCAGCUGUUUAACAGAGAGCUGUACAGUGAGAUCCUCGACCAAAAGUUUACUGUAACAGUCACAGCUCGCACACUGGACCUUAUUGAUGCUGCUUUUGGCUUCGACUUCUACAUUCUUAAGCAGACCCCAAAACAAGAUUUGAACUCCAAGUUUGGAAUGGAUCUAAAACGUGCAAUGCUUUUACGUCUGGCGCGGAAAGACACGGAUUUGUACACUGAUGAUACGUCUCGCAGGGAAAAAAUCUACAACCGCUACAAGCAGCAGUUUGAGAUCCCAGAGGAGGAGGCUGAAUGGAUGGGCUUGAGUCUAGAGGAAGCAGUAGAGAAACGGAGACUACUGGAAAAGAAGGAUCCAGAGCCUCUUCACAACAGUUUGGUGAAGAAGCUUGUGGAGGAGCUCACCAUUAAGAAGCUCUCAGAGCCUCAGAUUGUGGAGAAAAAAUGAUGACUAUUAUUCUCUUCUCUGGCAUCCUCCAUGUCUGUCAUACAAUCUGAAGAAUAAACGAUAAUGUAUUUAUUUUGUACUAACAUCAUCACCAACAACGUGCUUAUUUUCUGUAAAUAUGUCAUUUUUACUUCAUAAUAAAUUGAAUCAGCU